Penaeus vannamei (Pacific white shrimp) is the source of this 1280-nucleotide messenger RNA. Lineage: Eukaryota; Metazoa; Arthropoda; Malacostraca; Decapoda; Penaeidae. The record is from RefSeq and is a predicted model, not a curated record.
GCGGCGCCGAACUUAGACUGAAGGAGAUCGUGACGUUGUGUUCAAGCAGUUUCUUUUCUCGUAAGACUGUGGCAACUAUGAGACGAAAACGGCAAGUGAGAGAAAACAGCCUAAUAAUGUUUUCGAUUCUACUGGUAGCGUUUGUUGUGGCAGCGCUCGGCAAAGAAAAAGGAGGAAUUCGUGUUGCAUUCCUCGCCAUGGCCCCGACGAUAAAGUCUAAUGACAUGAAAGCCACGUUUCACUUAAUGUCAGCGGAUAAUACAAGUUGCAGUUUCGAGUUCAAAUUUCUGUUCAGCGAUGGGGUAGUCAAGGUCUCAGUCUUGAUGAACGAAAGGAGAAAGCUCCCAUCACUGGAGUUGAAGAUCAAGAACCUGUUGUUCGAGAUAGUCCAACUCAAACCCAACGGAUUUCUUUUGUCUCUUGACUACCCGUACGGUUUGCUCAGUCGGAAAGAUGUCUUUGUAGAAACCGAGACGGAGAUGAAUUCUAUUAGCGGGACGAGCUGGAAAUUCGAGAAACUAGGCUCGGGUCACGGUGAAUGGGUGAAGGUCAUGGCGGUCUCGGUUGCUGGGGAAGCAAUAAGUCUGAAGAUAGGAAGUGAUGACGAGCGAACUCUCAACACCACACAGCCGACGAAAGUCAGUGGCAGCUUUGAAAUAAAAGAAUCUUUGCAGGGUGAAGGGGCUUCUAAGAGUAACAGUUGCGCGAGUUUCCACUUCAGAAAUGAUGGCGUCUGCGAUUUCAGGAAGAGCGAUGUCUGUGAAGCGCUUUACGAGAUAUUUCCAAAGAACGACGAAAUUCGUCCAAAAGAUGGUUUUUGGCGGCAAAACUGGCACUGCCUCUUGAUCUUGCUCUUCUUCGCAUAUCUCUGCUUCAAGGGUUACUGCAAGUCCUGUGUUCCCUGUUCCUCAUGUCACCGCACCAGCUCCCCCAAAAGCGAGGGGACCCACAGCAUCCCCUCCCAGCCCUCCUUCACGAGUCACCAGAACACGAACUUAGCUCGUCCCCAAGUGAGUCUCCCUCGCUCUGACGCAACGAGCAGGGAGAGCAUUAACAGCGAAUACUUCAGAAUGAGCGACUUGGCCAAAUCCCCUGAGACGCCGGCUGCUGGCGACUGCAGGAAUGAUGGCGACUAUUCGCGUCUGCAGCACAUCACGGCCGUCCCGAUCUUGGAAGGGCAUUAUGACUGCGUGUAGAGUCCUUUGAGGGAGAAAUUCCUAUCGUUCUUUGAGAGGGCUGGAGUAGAUCGAGAGGGAGAGAAGGGAAGGAAGAAAGAGAGA